CCACCGCCGCAGCGGUGCAAAUGCCACCGUAACUGGUGGGCGCCACUGGCAACCCACCCGGAGUUGACAACCGCGGAGAGACGCAGACACCCACUGACCUCCAAGGCAGCAGAGCGAGGUGGACAGAACCUUAGGAUCUCUUUCUUUCCAAGGACGGAAACCUCUUCUAAGCAGUCCCAGAGGAAACAGCCAAAGGCAUUGGAAAGAGAGCGAGCGUCCCAAAUCGCGCUGCUGAGCGGCUGGGUGAGUUAUGCGCCUGUGUCCCAGUGACCGUGGGACACGGAGAGGGGAAGUCUGCGUUGUAUGUAAGAACCUAGGGACUCCGAGCUUGGUCUGAGAAUCCUUGGACGCCCAGUACUUGCCUUUGGGACUGCGCUCCUCAACUCUGCUCCAAAGCAGCCGCGGAUCUCAACUCCUGAGUCCAAGGCGGUUGGUUCGCUGUGCGCCAGGACGCGCUUAGUACCCAGUUCCUGAGCUCUAUCUUCAGCAGCUACUUUGAAAGCUUCGGCGCACGCCCCUCAGGCUAGCUAGCCUGGGAACAAAACUGGGCGAACCGUGUUCUCUUAGGUCUUGUCCCCCAAAACAUGACCUAGAGAUACCUGCGCAUGCAGAUGGCCGAUGCAGCCCGGAUAGCCACCAUGAAUAAGGCAGCAGGCGGGGACAGGCUAGCAGAACUCGUCAGUCUGGUCCCAGACCUUCUGGAGGCCGCCAACACGAGUGGUAACGCGUCGCUACAGCUUGCGGACUUGUGGUGGGAGCUGGGGCUGGAGUUGCCGGACGGCGCGGCGCCAGGACAUCCUCCGGGCAGCGGCGGGGUAGAGAGCGCAGACACCGAGGCCCGGGUGCGGAUCCUCAUCAGUGUGGUGUACUGGGUGGUGUGCGCCCUGGGGUUGGCGGGCAACCUGCUGGUGCUCUACCUGAUGAAAAGCAAGCAGGGCUGGCGCAAGUCCUCUAUCAACCUCUUCGUCACCAACCUGGCGCUGACGGACUUUCAAUUUGUGCUCACCCUGCCUUUCUGGGCGGUGGAGAACGCAUUUGACUUCAAAUGGCCCUUUGGCAAGGCCAUGUGUAAGAUCGUGUCCAUGGUGACGUCCAUGAACAUGUACGCCAGCGUCUUCUUUCUCACUGCCAUGAGUAUGGCGCGCUACCACUCUGUGGCCUCUGCUCUGAAGAGCCACCGGACUCGAGGACACGGCCGAGGCGACUGCUGCGGCCGGAGCCUGGGUAACAGCUGCUGCGUCUCGGCCAAGGCGCUGUGCGUGUGGAUCUGGGCUUCGUCCGCGCUGGCCUCUCUGCCCAGUGCCAUUUUCUCCACCACGGUCAAGGUGAUGGGCGAAGAGCUGUGCCUGGUGCGCUUCCCGGACAAGUUGCUGGGCCGCGAUAGGCAGUUCUGGCUGGGUCUCUACCAUUCGCAAAAGGUGUUGCUGGGCUUCGUGCUGCCUCUGGCUAUCAUUAGCUUGUGCUACUUGCUGCUGGUGCGCUUCAUCUCCGACCGCCGCUUGGCGGGGACUGAAAGAGGGACCGCAGUAGCUGGCGGAGGCCCGGCCCGAGCCAGUGCCCGGAGACGGUCGAAAGUCACCAAGUCAGUGACCUUCGUUGUCCUGUCCUUCUUCCUGUGUUGGCUGCCCAACCAGGCGCUCACCGCCUGGAGCAUCCUCAUCAAGUUCAACGCGGUGCCCUUCAGCCAGGAGUAUUUCCUGUGCCAGGUAUACGCGUUCCCUGUGAGCGUGUGCCUGGCGCACUCCAACAGCUGCCUCAACCCCAUCCUCUACUGCCUCGUGCGCCACGAGUUCCGCAAAGCGCUCAAGAGCCUGCUGUGGCGCAUCGCGUCUCCUUCACUCACCAGCCUGCGCCCCUUCACUGCCACUACCAAGCCGGAGCCCGAGGAUCAGGGGCUGCAUUCCCUGGCGCCGCUCCAAGCGGCCGCGGAGCCAGACCUGCUCUACUACCCUCCUGGCGUCGUGGUCUACAGCGGGGGCCGCUACGACCUGCUGCCCAGCAGCUCUGCCUACUGAGGUCCAGGGCGCGCCGUCGGGGCAAGGUGGCCUCACCCGGGCGGUGAAGGAGGUGAACAGAUUAAGGAAGCCUGCGUGUGUGUUGCGGGGGGCGCAUUUAAGAAGUAGGUGGGACGAGGAUGGGCAGAGCACGGAGGAGCAGCCUGUGUAUAGGCCGGAGAACCUUCUCUGGAGAGGGGAUUCUUUGACAUCAAAUCAAGUGGAGAGAGGAAGCUGGCAAAGGGGCAGAGACGAGUCCCACGGGCCGGACCUUCAACCUCGGUUCCUCACCCCACCGCCUCUCCUUACUCUGCCCACGCUGGGCAGUGUGGGGGCGCCCAGAAGCAGAGAGAAGCAGCAAAAAUGUAGAGAAAUUGGCACAGGGAGCGGGGCUUAGCCAAAUGAUGCGCACACAAUUGCGCCGGUUUAUUCCAGCGACUUUUGCGGAGAGGGCAGCCGCUGCCACAAACUCUCAUUUACUACUUGGCUAACGAGACUGCAGCAGCGCCAAGGUCCUGCUUGCUGCCGGGCUGCCCCAGGAAUCUUGAGUUGGGAGGCAAGAAACGUUUUUGGAGUUAAGAAAAAGAACUGACCCUUCUGGUCCGCCCCCAGGACAAACGGCAAAGGAAAAUCACCUCCCAUGGAGUCAUUGUACCGAUUGUCAUUCCGGAUUGCGCUAGCAGGAACAUGCUGAGCCGGACCUAGCUGCAAAGCCGGGGAGCACAAACGUUAACAGGGGCAUAACACCUGUCACGAGCUUGGGAGAGCGAUUCUCUGGGGAGUGGCAUCACUGCCGGAGGGAGCGGACACAGUGUGAUUAGAAGGGCUGGAUAGGGAAACUUCUUCAGGCUGCUGCCCCGAAAGGUAAAAGGGGGCUCAUAUGCUCACUCGGUAGCAGAGUUGGAAGUGGCGCGCUGGUGCAUUGGGCGCUGCAAGCCCAGGCGCUCCAUUUCCUCUGAGAGCACCUUGGGUGCCUGUAGGCACUCUGGUCUGUGUGCUGCCGGUGAGCUGGGCCCAGGAGCAUCCUCAAUAGCUCUACUGGGCGGAGUGGGGGCACUUCUGCAGUUCCUCCCUUCCCAUGCUUUGAGAAUCAAGCUGUCCCUUUGACUGAGGCUCUGGACCUGCGAGUAGAGGAAUGGUUCAGUAUUUUUUGUUUGUUUUUUGGUGUCGUUUCUUUUGUGGGGGUAGGCUUAGAUAGAAGAGCAAGAAAUGCCGCCGAAACGUGCAAGGGGAAUGGCGGCGGCGGGAUGGCAGAGCGCGGAAUCAUGAAAACCAAAUUCCUAGAAGCUUGGUCAGAUCUUUCAAAAGGAGGCGUGGGGUAGGAAAGAAAAUAGAAGGUCCAUGUACUCUGUCCUAAAGGGAGCAAAGUACUGGAGAAAAACCAGAAUUUCAGGUGUAGUCUUCUUUAUUGCUUAUAUUAUUGACAAGAGAAGGUAGGAAAUAGAAAUUCCCAUCGGACAGUACCAUCACCAAUUUCCAUUUAUUAUGAAGAGUGCUUUACACAGUGAGCAUGCAUGACAAAUUCUUCCCCAGCCUCCAGACAGUUUAUGGAGCUGUCUCUGAAGACACACAGUUCUCAUGUCGACUCUGUUCUUAUCACAGCAGUUUAAGGUGUUAAAACCCUCACAAUGUCCUUUCUUGAAGCUCUUCUGAGAACUGGAAUCAAACAUCCAUCUACCCAUCCAACUGCCAGCUUUGAUAGAGGUACUACUGCUCUCUUUGGCAACCUAGUUUGGGGUCAGGAAAUCAAUGAUGCAGGCACCCACUGGGGUGGUUAAUUUAAUAUAAUAAACAGCCAUUCAUAAAACAUGUCUGUUGAAAGAGCCUCUUGCAGAGAAUUGUUUAGUAAUGUUGUUGAAAGUUUUCUGUAGUAUCAGAGAUUCAGGGUUCAAAAUGUGAGAUCUACAACUUCCACCUUCCUUGCCCUGCCUUCUGUGGUUGUAAAACACAGUGCAGUGACUAGACACUCAUGCCUUCCCACAAAAGCAAAAGUUGCCAGUCUCUAUCCUGAGCAAUCUUGAGAAGUCAGCUCUUUUAGAAAACAGAAUGGUGUGUUUGUUUUGAAGUAGUCCAUUUUUUUCUUCACCCUUUGGGAAGAACAUUUAUUGAUAUUGAUAUUGAAUAGCAAUUGGGCUAACAAAGACUGAAAUGAAGCUCCACGAAAGUUCCCCAAAUACAAAAUUCAUGAAAAAAUGAACACAGGAAAGAGCUUACAGGAGCAUGGUAGCAGAUUCAUAUGUAACACUGAUAAUAGACUCCUACUGAGAAAGUCUUAUCAAAGCACCUUGCCAUUUCAAUUUUAACAGUAAAAUAAUGUGUGGGUAGCUCACAAUUUUUAGGAAAGGGUGUUGAAGUAUGUACAUCUGUGAC
Cebus imitator (Panamanian white-faced capuchin) is the source of this 4364-nucleotide messenger RNA. It is a transcript of the gene RXFP3, whose product is annotated as relaxin family peptide receptor 3. Lineage: Eukaryota; Metazoa; Chordata; Mammalia; Primates; Cebidae. Gene Ontology annotation, molecular function: G protein-coupled receptor activity. The record is from RefSeq and is a predicted model, not a curated record. The coding region runs from base 606 to 2015 and encodes 469 amino acids. The transcript has a single exon. Gene Ontology annotation, biological process: G protein-coupled receptor signaling pathway; immune response. Gene Ontology annotation, cellular component: membrane.